AGCUCGACAGUCGGGGGGGUUAACUAGGGUUUCAUUAUCUCAUUAUCGCAUCGUCUUCCUAUCGAACCGCAACUAUGACCGCUCAAACUCAAGAAGAACUCCUGGCUGCCCAUCUCGAACAAGAAAAGCUCAACCCUGAUGAGCCCGUGCUUGAGGAUGAUGAUGAUGAGGAUGACGAUGAGGAGGAUGACGAUGAUGACAAGGAUGAAGAGGAUGCUGAAGGGAAAGGGGAUGGAAGUGGUCGAUCCAAGCAGAGCAGGAGUGAAAAGAAGUCUCGCAAGGCAAUGUUGAAACUUGGAAUGAAGCCAAUUCCAGGAGUCAGUCGUGUAACCGUAAAGAAAAGCAAAAAUAUUCUGUUUGUUAUAUCAAAACCAGAUGUUUUCAAGAGCCCAACAUCAGAGACGUACAUUGUUUUUGGGGAAGCGAAGAUCGAAGAUCUAAGUUCGCAACUGCAGACUCAGGCUGCAGAGCAGUUCAAAGCUCCUCCUGCCAAUUUGGCUAAUGUGGUUUCAAAGCCCGAGUCAUCGACCAUGGCACAAGAUGACGAAGAAGUAGAUGAGACUGGUGUGGAGCCAAAGGACAUCGAGUUGGUCAUGACACAAGCUGGGGUGUCAAGAUCAAGGGCCGUGAAAGCACUCAAAGCUGCAGAUGGUGACAUUGUUUCAGCCAUCAUGGAACUAACAAAUUGAUUGUCACUUCGUUGAAUAUGUUCUGCUGGGUAGUCAUUUAAGGAUGGUUUCUUUUUGGCGUUGUUACUCUUGGAUGAUUGGGGUUGCAGAUUUUGAAUAUUUAUUAUUAAUCUGUGUUUUCUAGUUCUCUUUUACUUCUGUAUCAACAUGAAUCAGUGUUGGAUGAGCACUUGUGCUAUAUUUUAUUCUUGGAAGCAAUAUUUUAAACCCAA
This is a messenger RNA of Pistacia vera, 901 nucleotides long. RefSeq names its product nascent polypeptide-associated complex subunit alpha-like protein 1. The coding region runs from base 75 to 689 and encodes 204 amino acids. The transcript is spliced from 4 exons. Gene Ontology annotation, cellular component: cytoplasm; nascent polypeptide-associated complex. The record is from RefSeq and is a predicted model, not a curated record. Lineage: Eukaryota; Viridiplantae; Streptophyta; Magnoliopsida; Sapindales; Anacardiaceae. Gene Ontology annotation, biological process: protein targeting to membrane.